AUGGAAGUCUUCAACAAAACAGAAAGAUUUAACGAAGAUUCCUUCAAAGAGCUUCUCUACCUCUACAACGUUUGGUUCGUGGUCGUCAUAACCUCUUCCCUAGCCUCGUUCGGGAUCCUCAACAACGUCAUCAACAUGGCGGUCUUCUUCCGGCAGGGUCUCACCGAGCGCGUCAACUUCACGCUGUUCUGUUUGGCGCUGAGCGACCUGCUGACGUCCCUGUGUGCGCUGGGCUACACCACCAGCUACAUCGAGAAGCUCUGGCCCCGGGAUGAUCGCCUAGAAGACAACACCCUCAUCGUAAUCUUCUCCUGGGUCCGGUGCUUUUUCGCCGAUACAUCGUCCACCUUGACGUUGUUUAUUUCGAUAGAGCGCUGUCUUUGCGUGACGCUUCCAUUCACGUUCAGCACGAGUUUUGACAGUAAAAAAACCAAACUGGUGGUGUUCUUCAUCGCGUGUUUCAUGACCGUGAACUACGUCCCGUUUUUAGGGACGAUGAAACUCGAGUACGAGCUUCUCCCCGAGACGAACAGGACCGAACUUACUUUUAUAAUAACGGAUCUCUUUCUCUUCAUGUGUGUCUACAACAACUUCGUGUUUGGCCUCUCCCUGGCUAUCAUAUGCCAGGUUGUCAUUUUCGUCUGCGCCGUGUUGAUGUACUACGGUCUCCGGAAAUCGUCAAAAUUCCGGGAAAGCGUGAAAGACGUCAAGAGCGACAAAAAAGGCAACGGACUUUCAAACAAAGAAAAACGUAUCGUCAAGAUGGUCAUGAUGCUGGCCUGCCUGUACCUGCCGACAGGACUUCCGCAGGUUGGGUACGUCCUGGCCAGUACGUUUGUGCCCGAGGUCCUGAGUGACGUAGAGAAGGGCACGUUUUUCAUCUCCACCAGCGCCAUCUUGUUCCUGGUGACAGCCAACGGUUCCCUGACUUUUUUCAUCUACUACAACUUCAAUUCCAGCUUCCGUGCGACCUUCCUCAGGGGCUUCACCAGGCAGUCUUUGUUAGGUGUGGACAAAAAGUAA
Molecule: messenger RNA, 1023 nt
Organism: Physella acuta
Lineage: Eukaryota; Metazoa; Mollusca; Gastropoda; Physidae
Biological process (GO): G protein-coupled receptor signaling pathway
Cellular component (GO): membrane
Molecular function (GO): G protein-coupled receptor activity
Source: RefSeq, a predicted model, not a curated record